GUACCUUAAGCUCAUCAAAGACAAUCAUAUCCAGGUGAUUGGCUGAAAGAGCUGUGAAAAGGUAGUGGGUGUGUGGGGUGAAAUCAGCGCACUUCUGUGGAAGAAACCAGAGGCAAUUAAUUCACUCGGGUGCGAGUGGGUAUAUUGUUGUGUGACCACCAAUUUUAACAGAAGAAUUGAUCAAGCCCUAGAUCGACUGCGCGCAGGGAAACUGAUCAAUAUUGUAGGUAUAUUGAGUGUUUGUUUUUAGCUUCAUGAUUUUAAAUGGUUUCAUAAAAUUGGUAUUUUAUUGGGUAAUAUUUUAAUUGAUAAUGUUGUUUGUUUUUCAGCGGUGCUGUCUCUGCUGUCCUUUUUUUCGUUCUUUUGAUUGAUUUGUAAUUUUCUUUUGGUUAGUCCGUCCAGCCGUAAAGGCGGUUAUUGAUUGAGAGUGAGUCGUGUAAGGGCGGACUAACCUCCCUUUUUUGUUUUUUGUUUUUUUUUGUUUUUUAAGGACAGCAGGGACAGGUUUGUAAGAUUGGAGUGAAGGAGCAGCCAGGUCUCCAUCAUGGAAGGAAGCGAGCAACAAACAAUGGCCCAACGUAUACAGGAGUUGGAGAAUGAACUUAGAGACUUGAAAACAGCAUCAGUGGGUACAGAGAGGCCCUCCACGUCAACAGGAGCUACAGGAAGCGAAUCAGAGACUGUGAGACCCAAUCCUGUGGUAUAUGUACAGCAGGAUAGAAAGUUGCCAACAUUUUCAGGGAAGCUGGACAAUAUGGGCUCACUGACUCUAGAUGAGUGGAUUGAACAAAUGAGAGACUUUGUGCACACGAGAGGCAGAACUGAAAAAGAGCAAGCUCAAAUAAUUUUUAACCAUUUAGAGGGUACUGCACGCACUGAGAUAAAGUUUUUACCAAAAGAACAGAAAGAAAAUGUUGAGAAAAUUUUUGAUACACUGAAAGAAACUUACAGCUGCUUAGAUUCCCACAUUUCUUUGCAACGCAGAUUUUUCAAUCGUAAACAAUUAGAAGGUGAGUCUCUAAUUGACUUUUCUCAUUCUUUGAUGGCCUUAAUGGACCAGAUUAUUAAAACGGAUGAGGAAGCCGCAAGAAAAGCUUCAAAAGAUCUGCGUGAUCAAUUUUGUGAUGGUGUUAGAGAUCAGACAUUGAGGAUUAGGCUGAGAGAUUUAAUUAAUGCCAAUCCACAGUGGACGAUUCGUGAGGCGAGAGCUGAAGCGACCAGGUGGAUGGCACAGUAUGAGAAUCAGCCUUUUAGGUCUAGAUAUAAUCAGUCUAUUUCAGUCUCUGCAGAUAUGCAAGCUUCCUGUGAAAGUGUAGAUUCUAGAACAUCAGAAUAUGCUGAGUUGGUGUCCCUUUUUAAAGCCCAACAGACACAAUUAGAGUUGGUCAUUAAGGCAUUAAACCCACAGGAGGUGGCUGCUUCUAGCAAUCACACUUCUCGACGUAGAAGAACGGUGAAUGGUAAACCCAUUUGUUUUAGGUGUGAGCAAGUUGGACAUAUUGCCCGUUUUUGUCCGACAUUACCCAAUUCUGAUGGAAAUCAGCAUGAAAGAGCAGCUAGGGCUGAGGGCCAAACUACUGGGGCGGCGGAAAACUAGUACCCACCAGUGCACAGAGCCACACACUGGUGGGAGGGUUGCAAGGCUCCAAUAACAUAGAACUCAGUCAUCUAGUUGGUGAAUGCUUGGAAGGGGAGGUUGAUUUGGGUGGGGUUAUUAUUUCAUGUUUGCUGGACACAGGGUCCAUGGUCACAACAAUCACAGAAAGCUCUUUUAGAAAUAACUUUUCUCAUCUCAGUGACGAAAAGCUUAAAGACUGUGGUUGGUUGGGGCUUAAAGCAGCAAAUGGGUUACAAAUUCCUUAUUCUGGGUAUAUUGAGUUGGAUGUUACAAUCCUGGGAAUUCACCUACCUCGUCGAGGGGUGUUGAUUGUGGGAGAUCCAACAGAUAGCCACAUGGCACAGAAAAAGACAUCUGUACCUGGUGUGUUAGGAAUGAAUGUAUUAAACCCUCUGUACUCUGAAUUGUGUAAACAAUAUGGUUCUGACCUCUGGGAGGCUCCAGUUUUGAAGACUGCGCCCCGUGGGUGGAGAAGAGCGCUGAGAUACUGCCAAAUGAUGGAGGCUAUGGCAAAUUCUCCCGAACCCCAUCGUGUUAGAGUACAGGGUAAGAAGUCUUUCUGUG
This is a messenger RNA of Oreochromis aureus, 2182 nucleotides long. RefSeq lists its product as uncharacterized. Gene Ontology annotation, molecular function: nucleic acid binding; zinc ion binding. The record is from RefSeq and is a predicted model, not a curated record. NCBI's taxonomy places the organism in Eukaryota, Metazoa, Chordata, Actinopteri, Cichliformes, Cichlidae. The transcript is spliced from 3 exons. The coding region runs from base 545 to 1597 and encodes 350 amino acids.